GCGCGGGAGUUAGCGGGUCUCGUUGUGGCCGGGAUGGAGGCAGGGCCGCCCUCGGCUGGCGGGUUCCCCCUGGGCAGAGCCCUCUCCUGCACCCCGCGCCCGGCCUGCCCGCAGCGCUCGGGCUCCCUGGAGCUCGGGGGCGGCUGCAGGGCACCGGUGCAGGUGCGGGUGCUGGUGAUCAACACGGGCGGCACCAUCGGGAUGGUGGAGGAGGAAAAAGGACUUGCUCCUGAACCUAAUAGGUUAGUAAAGGCUCUGAAAAAAAUGCCGAUGCUGCAUGAUGAGGUAUAUGCGAAAGAAAACAAACACUGUGAUUGCUUCAAGUUUCCUGAUAACACCUUGGUGCUUCCCCUCUCUGAACAAAAGAAAAGAAUUGUUUAUACAAUUCUGGAACUUUCACCACUGCUUGAUUCUUCCAACAUGACGACAGAUGAUUGGGCUAAAAUUGCCAGGAAUAUUCAGAAAUAUUAUGAACAAUACGAUGGUUUUGUGAUCCUUCAUGGCACGGACACAAUGGCAUAUACUGCUUCGGCUUUAUCCUUCAUGUGUGAGAACCUGGGUAAAACCAUUGUUCUGACAGGAUCUCAGGUGCCUAUAUAUGAAUUGCGGAAUGAUGGUCGAGCUAACCUACUAGGGGCACUGCUGAUCGCUGGACAGUUUGUAAUUCCUGAGGUGUGCCUGUAUUUUUAUCAUAAACUGUACAGGGGAAAUAGGGUGACUAAGGUGGAUGCUGGGAGUUUCAAUGCGUUUUCCUCACCUAACCUGCCUCCACUUGCAAAUGCUGAGGUUGAUAUUACAGUUAAUUGGGAAACAGUGUGGAGAGCUAACACCACAAAGAAGUUUAAGGUCCACACUAACAUGAACAGGAAUGUUGGGCUGCUGCGAAUCUUCCCAGGAAUUAAUGCUGCCACUGUGAAGGCAUUUCUUCAGCCUCCAAUGGAGGGCAUUGUACUUGAAACUUACGGAACUGGUAAUGCACCAAAUAAUCGACAAGAUUUGCUAGACGAACUGAAGAAAGCAACAGAUCGAAAAGUAGUGAUUCUGAAUUGUACCCAGUGCUUACGAGGGAGUGUUGCUGCAGUCUAUGCAACUGGACAGACUCUCACUGCUGUAGGAGUAAUACCAGGGGGUGAUAUGACACCAGAAGCAGCCCUAGCUAAACUCUCAUACACACUGAGCAAAAGCCAUCUUAGCUGGGAGGAGAAGAAAGAGAUGCUGAGUGAGAAUCUGAGAGGAGAAAUGACUGUAGUACCCACAGGAGCCAAGAUCUCUCUUACAGAUAGCAAGUUUAUUCAAGUUAUUGCCAAAUCUCUAAGUGUCAGCUGCAAGGAGGAGCUGGAAGCCAUUAGAGAUGCAUUAAUUCCUUCUUUGGCCUGUGCUGCAGCUAGAACAGGUGACACAGAUGCACUAAAAGCCAUAGGAGAAAUGGGUGGAAACUUGAGCUGUGAAGAUUAUGAUGGUCGAACUCCACUUCAUAUUGCAUCAAGUGAAGGAAAUUUACAACUAGUUGAGUAUUUACUGAAGUAUGGAACAACUGUUUACGCUAAAGACAUGUUUGGUGCUACCCCACUGAAGUAUGCAGUCCAAUUCAGGCACAUAGAAGUGAUUCAGUUACUGCGUGAAACUGGAGCUCACCUUUCCAGCCAAGAGCUAGAGAACAUAGGAACAGAACUUUGCAGCCUUGCUGCUAAUGGCGAUGUGGAAGGGUUGUAUGCCUGGUAUCUAGCUGGUGUAAACCUGGAACAAACUGGGUAUGAUGGCAGAACUCCCUUACAAAUAGCAGCGGCUACAGGGCAUGUGGAGUUCCUAGACUUUCUUAAUCAACUGAAGAUAAAGCAGGUUAUGGAAAAUGAACAUUCCUGGAAAAAAGCCAAUUUUGAACAAUUAAACAAUACCGGGCAAUAAUUUAAAAAAAGAAUUAAAAAAGGAAGGUGGAGAUGAUCGCAAUUGCUACUAGAGUAUAUUGGGAACCUAGAAUUAAUUUAGAAAUAUAUUUACUUUUUUCUUAUCUUUUAAGAU
Molecule: messenger RNA, 2019 nt
Organism: Gopherus evgoodei (Goodes thornscrub tortoise)
Lineage: Eukaryota; Metazoa; Chordata; Testudines; Testudinidae
Gene: ASPG
Product: asparaginase
Exons: 16
Coding region: 34-1905 (623 amino acids)
Biological process (GO): amino acid metabolic process
Molecular function (GO): protein binding; asparaginase activity
Source: RefSeq, a predicted model, not a curated record